Penicillium brasilianum is the source of this 1809-nucleotide messenger RNA. Lineage: Eukaryota; Fungi; Ascomycota; Eurotiomycetes; Eurotiales; Aspergillaceae. The record is from the annotation of a GenBank genome assembly.
AUGCCGAUCGUCGAAGAAGCAUCAAUUUCCAUUCCAGCCUCACAGGCCAACCAAUUCAGCACAGCGAACCCCUUCGCAAGUUUCCGGUCAAUUGAAAACAUUCCUCCAGCUUCUCAGCCGCAACAAGCUAUAGCUUCUUCUUCACAACAUGUUGCACAGCAUCAGCAGAAAUCUUGUUCCUCGAUGCAGAGGUCCAUUCAGCUACCAGGAUCACAAUUCGAUGGAUCACCGCAUGAUGCUCAGAUGAUUGGUAUGACGAACAAUGCACCCGAGUCAUCGAAUGUACAAUUGGCCCUUGGGCUACAACCGCCGUCACAUACAACAUUUCCAGAACAUGAUUAUGCGGCGCUUAUAGCGGAUGCACCAGAUAUAACAAACUUUCUAGACAGCUUUCCUGGACAUCUGCAAGGUAUGAAGCUUGUCAGAGACCCGCCUGACUUGGAUACAUGGAGAAACAUACUGUUUCAUGUCGAUGAGAUGAUUACACUGAGCGAAGAACAGUUUCAAAUAUACUUCCCCCACAUCGACAAUGUUUAUUCCCAUCGCUCUACUCAGCGAUACAAGCGCAAGCCAUUUGCCUCUCAUUACUGGGAUUGCCGGCUGAUAGGCCGGGCAUCAGGGACACCCAAGUCUGACGACCCAAACAAGAAAAAGCGCAAGCGUGUAGCACGGGAAAGAGAUCUUUGUGAUGUCAAGAUCAAAAUAACCGAAUACUUCCCUACAGCCGGUGUGUUGGAGGAUGUGACCAUCCCAGAGGACAUGUUGCCUGACAUGCAUUCUAUGUUCCCACUUCAGGGUAGCAAUGCAUUCAGUGUGCUUUCUGCACCCAGUUCCAAUCUACCGGGGGAUCAUCCCGGGGCAACUGGCAAGAGAUACUUUACAAUUCAACGGGUGAAUGGUACCGGGGCUCAAGGUCAGGGACUGGGAUGUGGCCAUCAACACACGAUAGAGGACAGUGAUCGAGUCAAGAAGAAUAGUGUUCAGCGCAUUCUCCUAAAAGAAGAUAAGCAGAGAAAAAAGAAUACGAACAGAAACAUGUCCGACCAGAAGUCAUAUCACACUAAAGCGACAGGCCUGGCCGCUGUGACGGCAGCUCAACAUACGGCGGAGUCGAGGUUAAAGCUCUAUGGAAGCUGUUUUUGUCCCUUUGUGCAACGAGUAUGGAUAGCACUGGAAAUGAAGAAGAUACCCUACCAGUACAUCGAGGUCGACCCAUACCAGAAGCCUCAAUCGCUGCUUGAAGUGAACCCACGGGGGUUGGUUCCAGCUUUGCGACACGAUGACUGGGGUUGCUAUGAAAGCACAGUGCUUAUGGAAUAUCUGGAAGACUUGAACCUGGGCACAGCACUUCUUCCGGAAGAUGCAAGAAUGCGUGCCCAUUGCCGAGUGUGGGCAGACCAUAUUAAUAGAAGCAUUGUGCCCGGCUUCUACCGAGUACUGCAAGAGCAGAACCCAGAAAAGCAACUUGAGAAUGCAAAGGAGCUUCGGGGUGCUUUUGAUAAGCUGCUCGCCGCUGCACAUCCCCAAGGACCCUUUUUCAUGGGAUCGCAUAUGUCUUUUGUAGACGUGCAGGUUGCCCCAUGGGUCAUUCGACUUAGGCGGGUCUUGAAGCCGUACCGAGGCUGGCCAGAUACCGAGGAGGGAACGCGAUGGGCCUCCUGGGUGAACGCCAUCGAUUCAAAUGAGCAUGUCCGAGUAACGACGAGCUCAGACGAACUAUACUUGGAUAGUUAUGCGCGAUACGCCGAAAACCGGCCCAACACGUCCCAAGUUGCGAAUGCAAUCAAUUCGGGACGGGGGCUUCCUUAG